AUGGACUCGGAAUCACCACAAACGCAGAGAAGAAGCGACUCUGGAGAAAGUACCAUUGUAACAAAGGGAAACCAUGCAACUGGCAAGCAGUUCCCCAACGAGGAGAACGAGGUUUCCAGUUUAAUUGGUGAGAAGAAAAGAGGUCUCGGUCCAGCCGUGAAGAGUAAUCGGGGUGCCCUGUCAGAAAGAGACGCGAAUUCUGUAAACCCUACUGCGGCGAAGGACAGGAAAAGAGCUUUAAAUAUUGUUUCAGAACAGAGACCGACUACCAGAGAACCAAGUGCAGCGAUAUAUUCGAACGUCCAAAAGAAGAGGCGUAUCUUUAACGACUUUGAGUCGGCGGCACCAGGGGUAAAAGGCACCGAACAGACCCUCACUAAAAAUGGAAGCGACGCUCUCGCCGACGAUACGACGUUCAAUACAUGGGAAGAUCUAGAUCGCUUGGAAGAAGGCGAUGUGUUCUUGGUACCGGAGUAUGCAAACGAUAUCUUCGAGCAUUUAUACAAAAGGGAGUUGGAGACCCUACCCUCGCAUAACUAUUUGGUUAAACAUCAAAGUCAGAUAUAUUAUAGACCUUCAGUGCGAGCGAUACUGAUAGAUUGGCUCGUGGAAGUUCAUGAGAAAUUUCAAUGCUUUCCAGAAACGCUGUAUUUGGCAAUAAAUAUCAUGGAUAGGUUCUUUGCUGGUAACCGGGUCGCUACCGACAAACUACAACUAGUGGCGGUCUCUGCUCUCUUUAUGGCUGCAAAAUUUGAAGAAGUACAUCUACCCAAACUAUCAGAGUAUGCAUACAUCACAGCUGGUGCAGCAACAAAUACUAGCAUAAAGAAAGCUGAACUAUUCAUGCUAACUUCAUUGAAAUUUGACCUGGGCUGGCCAAAUCCUUUGAAUUUUCUACGAAGGAUAUCAAAAGCUGAUAACUACGAUACAGACACUAGAAACGUUGGUAAACUCCUAUUGGAACAUGCUAUUUGUUCACCAAAGUUUAUAACCACCAAACCUUCUCUCGUGGCUGCUAUGUCUAUGUACAUUGCGAGGCAAGUUACCCACAAGGAUAAAGAAUUAUGGAACAAAUCUUUAAAACAUUACAGUGGUGGUAUCGACCCUCUACAUGAUCCAGAAUUUCAAAAAUUGUGCAAAGAACUAAUACAGGAGCUUGCCAAUCCCUCCACAGUGCUGAAUUCGCUGCUAACUAAAUCGGCGGAUCAAUCAAAAUACGGUAGCAUAUUCAACGAUACAUGUACGUGGUGUAAACACCAACUGGCAUGUAAUUUUGAAGGAUUAUUUACGUUGUAA
This is a messenger RNA of Huiozyma naganishii CBS 8797, 1296 nucleotides long. It is a transcript of the gene CLB5, whose product is annotated as B-type cyclin CLB5. NCBI's taxonomy places the organism in Eukaryota, Fungi, Ascomycota, Saccharomycetes, Saccharomycetales, Saccharomycetaceae. Gene Ontology annotation, biological process: G2/M transition of mitotic cell cycle; regulation of cyclin-dependent protein serine/threonine kinase activity. Gene Ontology annotation, molecular function: cyclin-dependent protein serine/threonine kinase regulator activity. Bases 1 to 1296 code for a protein of 431 amino acids. Gene Ontology annotation, cellular component: cytoplasm; centrosome; cyclin-dependent protein kinase holoenzyme complex. The record is from RefSeq and is a predicted model, not a curated record. The transcript has a single exon.